UGUUUAUCAAUGGAGUCGAAGAUUUGGGCAGGAGGGUCGAGUUGCAGAUUAUGAGCAUUUCGCUAGAUCCGUAAAAGAAACAAAAAUGGUUGCAAUGGAAGUGCCGACAGAGGCGCUUGCCUUCCUGGGAGCAGUCGCCCUAUUCCUUGCCCUACUCGUCAUCUUCUUCUGCUACUUAAACAAGCUCCUCUGUUUCUCCUCGUGUGGGGGCUUCCCUUGUCUGGAAAAUCACCCCAAGAAACCCAGAAAAAAGAACGAUUUAGGUAAUGCCUAUGCUUAUGAUGACACCAGUUCUUCCAGUGACAGUGAUGAUGAAGUUCUGAAGCGUUACCAGGAAACCUUGAAGCAUAGAAGCAGCAUACAGCGCUCUGACACAAAGCAUAGUGUUGCUAACUCAAAUAACAGUAAUAUUGGGAAAAAGAAGAAAAGCAGAACUUUUGAGAGUCAGGCUUCAUUGAUCAAGGAAAAGAAGAUCCCAAGUCCUGGUGUUUUAUCAAGUGGGGAAGAAGAUGGGGGAACAGUGAGUCCAGAGAGGGUCAGACCAGAUAUAGCACAGGGGGAGUUGAGGGGGUCCCAGGAGUCUCUUACAGGGUCACAGCAGCAGCUUGUGUUUGAGAAUAAGGCGUAUGACCAGGAAGACAAGAUGUCUACCACAGAGGAGGGGAUGUCCUCAGUACGCAGUGAAAGCAUGUUACCGGGGGCCGAGGAUGAUGAGCACCUGUUUGAUGUAAGUGACAUGAAUCAAGAAGAGCCUUCACUGAUUUCUAAGUGUGGAAGUCUGGAGAUGACAUUUAAGUACGAUCCUAAUAAAGCAAAAAUGGCAAUCACGAUCCACCAGGCCCAGGACAUCCCCAGUAAGGAGCGGGGAGGGGCCAGCAGUACCCAGGUCAGAAUCAUGCUACUCCCCACCAAAAAACAGCGCUACAAAACCAAAGUCAAAACUGGUGAAAACCCAGUCUUCAAUGAGAACUUUGUCUUCAACAAAAUUCCACAUGAGGAAGUUUAUGAAAUGGGAAUGCGAAUUCGUUUAUAUGGAAUGGAGAGGAUGCGUAGAGAACGCAUGAUAGGGGAAACAAUUAUUGGAUUUGCAUCACUUAACCUUGAUGUAACUUCAACCCACUGGAUCAUUCUGGAGCCCAGAAGUAACCUCAGUGCAGGAGACUCAAGAUUUGAUGUCUCGAGCCUAUCUCGCAGUGACAGUGCUUCCUCUACUCAAUCCAUGCAGCAUGGAGGAAUGCCAGAACUCCUACUUGGUCUCUCUUAUAAUGGCACAACUGGACGACUACAGGUAGAGGUCAUCAAGGGAAGUAACUUCAAGAAUAUGGCCAUGACUCGGCCACCAGAUACAUAUGUGAAAUUGACAUUGAUGUCUCCAACUGGACAGGAAGUAGCUCGGAGUAAGACAUCCGUUCGACGUGGUCAGCCAAAUCCACUUUUUAAGGAAGCCUUCAUGUUCCAGGUGGCACUGUUUCAGUUGGCAGAGGUCACAUUGAUGGUGUCUGUGUAUAAUAAACGUAGCAUGAAGAAAAAAGAUAUGAUUGGGUGGUUUGCAUUGGGUUUAAAUAGUAGUGGGGAGGAGGAACAAGCCCACUGGACGGAUAUGAGGGAAUCCAAGGGGGACCAGGUGUGUCGCUGGCACAUACUUUUAGAGUCUUAGGACUUAGGGAGGCCAUGUCUAUCACUGGCUCAUACUUCUGGAGUCUUAGGACUUAGGGGGACAGAAAAUUUGGUCUGUAUCAGAUGUGGAGAAAUGAACUUGAUUAAGAAAAAAUGUCUGAGCAUAAAGAGGAUUUUUUCCAAAUAUCAUCUGAUUGCAAACAUUUCUGUGUUCACCUACAUGCUUAAUUUAUUUUGUAUGGUUAUGGUUGAAUACAAAUUAUGUUCAAUUUUAGAGAGAAUUUUGAUUUUAGUUGAUAAGAACAUGUACUUAAAUUAGAAGACGACUCUGUAUCUUUACUUAGAAAAUGUAUUAUCUUAUGCUACAUUUACUUUAAAUACUUUUUCUUCGUGAAACAAAAAUUCUAUGGAAAUUCCUGAAAAAGACCAAAGAAUCUCAGAGCUGAAGAAAUGAUAAUGUGUUCAGAAUGUAUUUUUUAUUUUAUAUUUCUAUCUUUAUCUUACAUUUUUACCCUAUUUUGAUUAUUUUCAUUUUCACAUUAAAUUGUGUCCGCUGUUUCAUUAGAAUUUCCUACUUGUAUUAAAAUCCGCAGUAUUAUCAUUACUAUUGAUGACAAAGCUUUCUAUGUUCAUAUUUUUCUGUACUUAAUGUCCCCUUUUCUUAAUACUCUAACUUGCAUUCUCAUGUUGUUUGGUCAAAUUUGUAUCUUAUUAAUCAUAAUGAUAUACCUACCAUGACGUGAACUGUUGAUUUCAUUAUGCCCACAUUUCGUGAUGUGCUUCUGGUUAGAUUGUGUAUCUCCUGAUAUAAGUAAAGGGUUGUAGAUGUAUUAAUUUGUCCAACAGGUAUAUACUGUUACAUGUUACUGAAUGAAAACGUUAGUUUUAUAUGUAUUUAUGUCUACAUUUUACAAAGUCCAUAAAAGUAUAAACGGGAAUGCUUCAUGAAAUAUCUGUGUGAGAAUUCCAACUUCUUACCCUCAUAAAGUUUUCAACAUUUUAGACAUUUCUUAAAUGGAAAUCCUUAGCGAACUUGAAUAUUUUUCUAUUUUAAGUGCUGAUUUAGAUUAAAUGACAAGUUAUUGUUAUACACGUACCAAAAUUCUAUGUUUAUUUGUUUGUUUCUCACAUGAUGGUUGUGUUAUGUAAAUCCUGCAAUCCAAAUUCUUUUAUGGUUUUCUUAAUCUUAUCCUUAUUUUGUUUCUUUUAAUCUACAAUGAAGUUGUUUUCUUUGUUUGCAUGUUUGUUUCUCGUUGUUGUUUUUUUAAUUCAUGUUAAUUUAGGUGUAAAAAAAAAUUACAAAAUGAAAUCUUUAGAACCUGUAUUUUGAUUUUUUUUUUUUAAUUGAAGAAAUCUUCAAUUUCCUUUGAUUAAUUUUAGAUGUUACAGAUGUUAUAGCAGAGGCAUAAAAUUUGUGUUAUCUCCCUUUAAUAGGAAUUGAACAUAAUGUACAAUUAAUUAUUAAAUCUCGGGAUUUUAAUUUUUUUGGGCAAUAUCUGAAUUUUUUGGAGAAUGUAAAAACCUUGAAAUGAUUUCACCUGAUUUUUUUCCCCAAAGAAUCAUACUACAAUUUUUGUUUAUAUUUUAAAUUUAUUCUCAUUAAAAUAUAUAUCUUGUUGUCUCAUAUUUUGCAUAUUUUAAUCACACAGUUUUCUCUUGUCCCAAGU
This is a messenger RNA of Saccostrea echinata, 3284 nucleotides long. RefSeq names its product synaptotagmin-14-like. The coding region runs from base 86 to 1657 and encodes 523 amino acids. Lineage: Eukaryota; Metazoa; Mollusca; Bivalvia; Ostreida; Ostreidae. The transcript has 10 exons. The record is from RefSeq and is a predicted model, not a curated record.